This is a messenger RNA of Symbiodinium pilosum, 1097 nucleotides long. The record is from the annotation of a GenBank genome assembly. NCBI's taxonomy places the organism in Eukaryota, Dinophyceae, Suessiales, Symbiodiniaceae.
UUGGCAUCACGUCCUCCGCUGGUCCCGCCUUCAUCUCGGAAGUGGCCCCUGAGAAAAUUCGAGGCAUGCUGGUGGGCAUCUACCAGAACAAUGUUUGCUUGGCCAUCCUGGCCGCUGCUGCAUUGAACUACACCGUCCACGAACUGUCCUGGGGAUGGCGACUAUCUCUGGGUCUUCAAGUAGCCAUGGGGUUGCUUGUGGUCCUUGGCCUUUUCUUUGUUUGCGAGACGCCGCGGUUCUUGGAAAGUGCCGGGCGCUCCACUGAGGCCUUGCAAGUCCUCACCCGGCUGCGGGGCGGAGAUCACGCAGCAGCCCAGCAUGAGCUCAAAGAGGUCCAGAGCGAGCUGGAGAAUGAGAGGCAGGCUGGCGAUGCCACGUGGUCUGAGGUCUUUACCGUGCCCUUCUACCGGAAUGUGGUAAUCAUCGGCUGCGCAAUCCAGUUCUUUCAGAUCAUGACCGGGAUCAACGCCAUUGUCAGCUUCAGUGGAACUCUUUUCAAAGCCCUGGGCCUGCAUGGCAUCGCCUUCUCCAUAAUUCCUUUUGUUUCCUUCACUGCUGGCAACGCAGUGGGUAGUUUCGGUUUGGUCGACCGCGCGGGUCGGAGGCCUCUGCUGCUUCUUGGGAUGAUGCUCAUGUGUGUGACGAUGCUUGUGGGCGGUGCAGUCGCCAUCCUCGCACAGGACCCCGAGACAGGGCACAUCGGAGAAGCUGCCGGCUUCACCAUCGUGGCGAUGAUCGUCACAUACAUGUUCUCCUUCGGCAUUUCCUGGGGCUUUGGGGCCUGGCUGUACAUAUCAGAGAUCAUGCCUUUGCGCGUGCGGGGAAAGGCUGUGGGCUUGUGCACUGCCAUGAACUGGGGGCCUGCCAACGUUUUGAGCGCCUUUCUGACACCCCAGAUGAUCUCAUCUCCCCUGGGCCCAGGAGGCACCCUGAUCUUUUUCGGCUGCGUCUGCUUGGUUGUGAUCCCCUUCGUGGCCACCUGUGUGCCAGAAACCAAGGGCAAGACGCUCGAGGAAAGCAUUACCCAGGGCUUAGCGAUUAAAGCAUGGGGAUUAUGGUUACGGGAUGACAGUCUGGGGUUCAGGGUUUCUGUUUAG